Molecule: messenger RNA, 3354 nt
Organism: Trichoderma reesei QM6a
Lineage: Eukaryota; Fungi; Ascomycota; Sordariomycetes; Hypocreales; Hypocreaceae
Exons: 6
Coding region: 1-3354 (1117 amino acids)
Molecular function (GO): protein binding; ADP binding
Source: RefSeq, a predicted model, not a curated record
AUGGCGGACUCGCGCGACUCCUUCAAGGGCCUGUUCCAGCGCGUACGAACAGCCGUCACACGGCAGCGAAGCUCAGAAGGCAGCGGCUUGCGGACAGUUCAUGACCCUGAGGAUGCCGAGAUAGACAUUGUGGCCGUCCAUGGCCUUGGUGGACAGGGCUUCAAGUCAUGGAUCUCGCUCGAGGGCGGCAAGGCCAAGUCGUGGCUGGAGGACCUUCUUGCGCAGGAUAUCCCCAACGCGAGGAUCAUGACGUAUGGCUACAUCUCAGACGGAGUCAACUACCGGUACCUGGUGCGCAACGUGCUGUACGGCAGGGCCUUGGAUUUGGUCAAGGAGCUGGGCAAUCAGCGCAUUCGCGACGGCACCACCAGACGGCCGCUCUUCUUCAUUGCGCACAGCCUGGGAGGGUGGAUCGUCAAACGAGCGCUCAUCAUCUCCAGCGAGGCCAUCGAUGCGGAGCUCAAGGACAUUGAGCUGGCGACUUGCGGAGUGGCUUUCCUGGGCACCUUGUCACCGGGGAAGCCACUGUCGCCCACGCCGCUCGCGCAUGUCAUUCGAAGGACCACAUCCGGCUUCGACGAGCACCCGGCAUCUACUCGAGGGCACUCCAUGCAGCCCCAGCCACAGGACAUCGAGUGGUUAGAGAACCAGAUGGAGGCAUUCAAGGCGAUUACAGCGAACCUGCCGCAGCUGUCUUUUCACGAGACUAAGCAAUCGGACGACGGAUUUGUGGUUGAGCCGCGGCAUUCCAUGUCGGGCUCAGAUGGCGUGCAAAUCGGACUCUCUGCUACUCACUCAGGCCUGGUUCAGUUCGAGGGCCGAGAUGCCAACUACAGGACGUUUAUUAGCAAGUUUCGCGGCAUGGUCCACCAUGCCACUGCUUCUGGACUGUUGGAGAAGAAGCGAAAGGCGUUUGAUCCCGUCACAGAUCAGCAACUGGAAUACCUAAGCGAAGGUUUCAACAUUCCAUACAAGCUGCCAUCUGAGCCGAGCGUCAUCAUUCACAGAAAGAGUCUGCUCGAACAGCUUGAAGCCAGCUUCAGGCCAUCCCCUGAUCGGCAAGCUCUGCAUAUCAGCAUCGCCAGCUUAUGGGGAGACGCCGGCAUUGGCAAGACUACUCUUGCACGAGACUACGCUGAACUCAAGAAGCACGAGCUUUCGUUCAUUUUCUGGAUUUGGGCCGAGAGCUGGGAGACGGCCGUGACAAGCUACCUCGAGUUUGCCACCCACUUGGUUGAGUACUACUCCAAAAAUGCUCCUCGAUCUCGGGUCGAAAACGAGCUGGGACUCACGGGCGUCGAAGAGAUGCUCAAGGUGAAGAGCAUUCAGCAACUAGAUACGUUGCGAGUCAAGGCUGUGGUGCGAGCCGUCAAAGACUGGCUGAUGAGGCCCGAAAAUGACAAGUGGCUGCUCAUAUUCGACAAUGUUGAACCCUCUUUCGACAUAUCCGACUUUAUUCCACUCACCCUUACUGGAAAGAUUAUCUUGACCUCUCGGGAUAGCAGCAACUGCAUAUGGGGUACGAAGCUGCAUGUCGGACCCAUGGUGGACGAAGAAGCCGUACAGCUACUUCGCUCAAUAGUGGGAGACGAGUCACUAGAAAGCGAUCACGAAGAUGAGGCAGCUCAUAAGCUAGUACGGCAGCUCAAGUGCCAUCCCCAGAGCAUAGCGCUCGCCGCCUCGACCAUCAACAAGAAGGGUCUGGACGUCUCUUACUACCAGAGUGAGGUCGCGUUCAACAUGCCGCUGAGGACACUGGGCUCUAUGCUUGAUCAAUCUUCCGUCACACGGACAGUACUUCGUGUCAGCGCUAUGCUUUCGUACACAGCCAUUCCCGUCGCCUUGUUCGGUUCACCCAAAGGCCACAGGAACACGCCGGCGCGGUUCACAGAGACAUUGAAAGAGAUAAGAGCCUUUCAAGAAGCGAACCGACUUGACGAUGUUCUGCAAUACCUGUUUGAUCAAAACUUCAUCCAAACACCUUCCCCCGACUCAGCACCGUCUUCCGCAACUUCAUCGCCCAGCUCACCAUCGGCAUCGCAAGCCACGAAUUCCUCGACAUCAUCCUUCGAAGCUUUCGUACUCGACCCUGCGGCGCGUGAGCACGUGCGCGCAACGCUCAAGGAUGGAGAACAAGAGGAGAACGCAUGGUUAGCCUGCAAUAUCUGCGUGGAUGGCAUCCGGGAACGGGAGACGACUUCGUCGAGCCUACCGGAGAUUCACGAUUUCGGGAGGAUCAUGGCGCCUCACGCAAAGGCUUGCUAUGAUGACUGGUCCCGCAUCUUAGAGCGCGACGAUGACGAUGUCGCGUGGCAUGUCUUGGGAAACGUCUGCAUGACGCAAGGAGAACACGAGAAGAGCGCCGAAGUCCUGAUGGACAUUGACUUGGCUUCCAUCGACCAAGCCCUCGGCUUCAAGGUUGCUCUGGCGAAGAUAUCAGCGGCAACCGCUCGAGGUGACUAUGACUACGCGGAAGACCAGUACGGAAUCAUCGAGCAUAAGCAAGAGGAAGAGCUUGGGCCGACGGAUGCGGCGACUGUGAGUACUGUCCAGAAGCUCGCAUCAACGCUAGAACAGCUGGGAAAGAUGGAGGAGGCACAGGCACUCUAUCGCCGAGUGUACAUCUCGUACCAAAGCAUGUUUGGCCCGGGCCAUCCAAUCACCAUCGAAGCCCUUGAUGAGCUUGCGCACGUAUCCAAGGCUAGCAACGCCAUGGACGAGGCCGAAGCACUCUACAAGAAGUCACUCGAGAUCAAGACAAGAAUCCUUGGGGCAGAACAUCCAAACACAGCUCACGCACUGCAGAAGCUGGCUGUCAUUGACGACAUACGCUGCCGUUAUGAUGACGCCAAGGUCAAGUACCGGAAAGCAUUGGAUAUCAUGGCUGCCUCGCUUGGCAGGGCUCACCCUCUUCAUACGACUACGAUGGAGAACCUGGCAUUAAGCUGCCGCCUGCAUGCCCACUUGCUGGGCGAGGAGGACGAGACGGCAUCCAUUCACUCGUCUGAUUCGAGUUCAACUCCGCGCGCUUUUCGAUCUCGAUACCGGCGUCGUUCAACAAUCAACUCGACCAACACCAUUACUCGCGAUCGCUACACGAACUCGAAGGAGGAGGCGGUUCUUCGCGAUGCUUCCCGUCGCCGGGCAUUUGGCGAAGCGGAACAGCUGUACCUCGACGUUAUUGCGAUCAAGAAGUCGGCGACUGAGCUGUACCGCGAGGGAGAGGUUGUCGAGACGGGAUCCAAGCUCAGAGAGAUGUACGAGAAUGAGCCAUUCUUCCAGAAGUGCCGCGAUGAGAAGGUGUUGAAUCUGAUGGGCCUCCUGAGGGAGAUGAAGAGGAGGGGAACACUCUAA